GAGCAGACCAGUCGGGAAAGGCUGGCCGGCGAUGGCUCAACCUCUGGGGGCGGGGCUCAAUUUAAAAGUCGCAGCCAGAGUUUCAACACGGACACUACCACCAGCGGCAUCAGCUCCAUGAGCUCCAGCCCAUCCCGAGAGACGGUGGGUGGCGUGGACUCUUCUACCAUCGACACGGACUGUGUUAGCCUCAAUACGGUCAUUAGCACUCAAACUGUCAAAACACUUAACUCUCUCACGCCCCAGUCCAACCACCUGCCCUUGUCCAAAUCUAACUCAGUACUGCUGAUGCCACCAGGUUCCUCUCAUACUUUGCCACGGAGGGCUCAGUCCCUUAAAUCGCCCUCUGUCACGACCAUUUCAAGCCUGACAGACUGUAGCUUCAUGUACACCAGCCCUCGAGACGCAUUGGGCUAUGCUACUCUCAAACGACUACAGCAGCAGCGCAUUCACCCUUCCCUUUCCCAAAGCGAAGCGCUCGCCUCGCCUGCCAAAGAUGUGCUCUUCGCCGAUGCCAUCACUAUGAAAACUGGCAGCCUGGACUCCAGA
Molecule: messenger RNA, 549 nt
Organism: Sinocyclocheilus anshuiensis
Lineage: Eukaryota; Metazoa; Chordata; Actinopteri; Cypriniformes; Cyprinidae
Product: rapamycin-insensitive companion of mTOR-like
Exons: 1
Source: RefSeq, a predicted model, not a curated record